AGAGUUUAAAAACUUGGGCUCUAAUUGGGGUUUAAUUAUAGUGUAGUUUCGAGCGAGUCACCUAGUAAGCAGAUUACUCAAAGCCUGAUAUUUCCCUCACUGCUCUGUCAUGGAAGCUCCGGUGGGGUGGUAGCCUAGCUACAUAUAGAAGAGCCUUUUAUCGGCUAGGGACAUGAUCGCUUCGGGAAGUAGAUGGAGAGUGGGAAUGGGUACAAACAUCAACAUAUGGGAAGAUAAAUGGAUCCCAGACUAUCCCACAAACAAGCCAAACCAAACCUCUGAUUGGCAAAGAAGUGUGGAAAAAGUCUUUUAUUUGAUUGAUCAUGAGCAGAGAUGUUGGAGGAGGGAUCUGCUAGAGGUUCUAUUCGCCCAACAGAACAAGCAGCCAUCAUGGUCAUCCCUAUUCCCAUCCAUCUAGUUCCUGAUGCCAUAUGUUGGAUGCACACAAAGAAUGAAAAAUAUAUCGUCAAGAUAAGCUAUCGUAGAGCUCUAGAAAUGGAUACGCAGGAGGAGAGUCAAACAAACUACGAGGAAGAUGAGGAUGAAUAAUAUGGGGGAAUCAGCUCUGAUACAUUGAACAAAUUGUGGAAAGUUCAAGCUCUACCAAAGGUUCACUACUUUCUCUGGAAGCUAAUGCACAACACCCUCCCAACAGCUGCAAAUGUGGAGAAGAAGCUCAAAGAAAAAGUUAAGCCAGACUGUCCUUACUCUGGUCAGAAAGAGACUCGCGUCCAUUGCUUUCUUCUCUGCCAAUAGUGACUCCUUAUAUGGCAUAGAAGUGGCUGGGCCGAUAAAAUCCCGGUGAUAGAUGAUUGUCGGAUGGAUGUUUGGCUGAGGAAACUUCUGACAGAGGAAUAGGAUGAGAAUAUGAGUAGAAUUGAAGCUUUGUUAUGCUAUUUAUGGAUUGAAUGGAAUAAUCAUCAACAUAACGGCCCAAAACUUGAAGAGGAGGAGGUGUUCUGGAAGUUCUAAUUAUUCAUCCAAUCUUACAAAGAUGCCCAACAGAGUAGUGCAACAUCAGGUGGAAGUCGAGCCCAGCAAGAGGGGAAAUGGGAUCCCCCACCCAUCAGCUAUUUAAAGGUAAACGCUAAUGCAGGUUGCCUUAGAGACCUGGGAAUUGGGUUGGGGUUGGUUGCGAGAAAUUGGGAAGGAAACAUCACCCUGGCAGCACUCAAAAGAGUGGCAAUAAAAUGGUCUCCUGAAGCGCAGAGGUGAAUGCAAUAUUGUUUGCCAUUGAGAAAAUGAAAGAAGCUCAAUUGGGAUCCUAUAUUCUGGAAUCAGAUUGCUUGAACCAUAUAAAUAAACUGAAUGGUGAUGAGCAUUUUUAAGAGACUGGUAUCCUCUGUGAGAACAUAAAGCAAGCAACAUAUGAAGGCGAUUGUCGCGAAUGGAGGUUUAUUCCCCGUUUAGCAAAUAUGGUGGCCCAUAAUGUUGCUCAUAGCCCGAUCAGUGUGAAUGAUUGUAUUAGUUGGGUAGGUGAUGUACCCCGUGUUAUUUUGCAGACGGUUUUAGCUGAUAAGAGCCAUUUGGCUUAUGAAUAAAGGCAAUAGAGGUAGUAAACCUCUUUCUCUAAAAAAAACUCAUGGCCGCGGAUACUCGACCUCCUCCGACCCAGUCAAUGCGGGGAAUCCCCGCUUUGACUGGGUAUAGGGAGGGUAUGGAUAAACCCCGCAAAAGGUCCACCUCCGACCAAUCAACGCGGGAAAUCUCCGCUUUGACUAGGUAUGGGCUGGUGUGGAUAAAACCCGCAAAAAGGUUGAUGGGUAUGGGCGAGUAUGGUUUUGGACUCCCCGCCCCAUACCCAUACCCAAGCCCUCCCCACCAAGGAUAUUAUGUUAUAUGCAUAAAAUAUAAGGAGUUUAUGGUAACUUGUCAAUGGAAUGAAGGGUAAUUAAAAGAAAAAACAAAGUGUUAAAAUGUAAUUGAUGGCAACCAAACCCUAAUUUCAUCCUCUUAUGACACGACACGUCCCGUCUCUUUUCAAAAACCAAACCAUAACUCAAACCAAAAAACAGUUACUCGAUAGCAACCCAAACCACAUUUUAAAAUAAACAAACCGACAUCAUUUAAGAAUUUUUAACGAAAAUCCCCAACACUUGGGCAAAAAUUCUCAAUCUCAAACACUUAAAACGACUUAACACAGAAUCUCCAGUUUAUACUAAUAACCAUGAAACAAAAUAAUUAACUAAUCUAACUUGACUCCUCACGAGCUUUCUGAUAUCCCGACGACGUUGGUACUGCUGCUCGCCUCGCCCUGCUUCUUCUCAUGAUCCACUUCUGCUAGACUAUCCUCAACCUGGUGAGUGAGAAGGGGUCAGUCUCGUCGUUACUUCCUAAGGUCUUUGCCCUAGGCAAACUCCUUACUAAACACAUUAUUAGGGGAAUUCCUUCCUAGCAUGAAAGUCGUUCUCGCUUUCUGCUCUUAAUUAACCAUUCCUAUCAAC
This is a messenger RNA of Linum trigynum, 2444 nucleotides long. NCBI's taxonomy places the organism in Eukaryota, Viridiplantae, Streptophyta, Magnoliopsida, Malpighiales, Linaceae. The record is from the annotation of a GenBank genome assembly.